AUGUCUGAUAAAAGUGUUAUUACCGGCAAGGAAGGGCAAACGCGAGAAAUUAAUUGUGAAUUUCCAGAGAAUGCUUCUGAUGAUCCUAUUUCCUAUGAUGAGGAGGGCCGUGCAGGAAGAUUCCGGCAAAAGAAGUCCUGGUCAGAUAUUUUCACUAUCAUUUGUUCCGGUUGUGCUUUGUUAUCAGAUGGUUAUCAAAAUAGUUGUAUGAAUAUGCUUAACUCGGUGUUCAGUGUUGGAUAUCCUAAAGCGUAUACUUCAUCGGUGAAGACUAGAGUUUCUAAUGCCUUGAUGAUUGGUGAAAUUAUUGGCCAAAUUACCGUUGGAUUGACAUGUGACUACUAUGGUCGUAGAUGGGCUAUUUUGGCUACCACUUCCAUUAUUGUUGUUGGUUCUAUUCUUGCCGCUGCCAUGCAUGGUUCGACGGUUACUGGAAUGUUUUGGAUGCUUACCGUUGCGAGAGGUGUGACAGGAUUUGGUGUCGGUGGUGAAUACCCUGCCUCAUCCACAUCUGCUGCAGAAGCGUCUAACGAAGCCACAAAAAGAAGAGGUGGUGUCAUUGUGUUAGUUACAAAUUUGCCAUUAAGUCUUGGUGGUCCAUUUGCUUUAAUUGUUUUCCUUAUUGUGUAUGCCGCUACAGGUUAUGGAAAGCAUCUUUUGACUUGUGCCAGAAUAUUACUUGGUAUCGGUUGUAUUUGGCCUUUGGCUGUCUUCUACUUCAGAUGGAAGAUGGCUACCCCUCUAUUAUACAGAAAGAGUGCAAUCAAGAGAAAGGUUCCUUACCUGUUGUCUAUUAGAUUUUAUUGGAAGAAAUUAAUCGGUACUGCUGUCUGUUGGUUUAUGUACGAUUUCAUCACUUUCCCUAACGGUGUUUUCUCUUCAACUAUUAUUGCUUCUGUUUUGGAUGACACUACCGAUUUGACCAAGGUCGCCGAAUGGAAUCUUCUAUUGGCCGUCUUCUCCAUUCCUGGUGUGCUCGUUGGUGCAUACUUGGUGGACAGAAUAGGAAGAAAAUACACUAUGUGCAUCGGUUUUGGUGGUUAUGUUGUUAUGGGUUUAAUCAUUGGUUGUGCCUACAACAAAAUCAAAAAGAUUGUUCCUUUAUUCAUUAUCUUCUAUGCUCUAUUCACAGCCCUUGGUAACGGUGGUCCAGGUGAUGUUUUGGGUCUUGCCUCUGCAGAGAGUUAUGCUUCACCAAUCAGAGGUACUUUCUAUGGUUUCUGUGCUGCAUUUGGUAAAGCUGGUGCUGCCAUUGGUACACAGGUGUUCACUCCAAUUCAGAACCAUCUCGGAAAAAAUUGGACUUUCAUCAUUGCUGCUAUUUGCGGUGCAGUCGGCGUUACCUUAUGUUAUUUGUUCGUUCCUCAUCUUAAGGACCCAGAUUUAAUGGUUGAAGAUGUUAAGUAUUUGAGAUAUGUGCGUGCUCAUGGCUGGACCGGAACAUUCGGUAUUAAGGAAGAGCAGAGAGAAAUCAAAUCGAAGGAUAUCGAAGCAACUGAGGACAAGAACUAA
Messenger RNA from Brettanomyces bruxellensis, 1512 nucleotides. RefSeq lists its product as uncharacterized. The record is from RefSeq and is a predicted model, not a curated record. Gene Ontology annotation, cellular component: plasma membrane. The transcript has a single exon. Gene Ontology annotation, molecular function: carboxylic acid transmembrane transporter activity. Gene Ontology annotation, biological process: transmembrane transport; carboxylic acid transport. The coding region runs from base 1 to 1512 and encodes 503 amino acids. NCBI's taxonomy places the organism in Eukaryota, Fungi, Ascomycota, Pichiomycetes, Pichiales, Pichiaceae.